This is a messenger RNA of Micropterus salmoides (largemouth bass), 1112 nucleotides long. Its product is annotated as neoverrucotoxin subunit beta-like. Bases 1 to 840 code for a protein of 279 amino acids. Lineage: Eukaryota; Metazoa; Chordata; Actinopteri; Centrarchiformes; Centrarchidae. The transcript is spliced from 5 exons. The record is from RefSeq and is a predicted model, not a curated record. Gene Ontology annotation, molecular function: protein binding.
AUGAUUGGCUCUAAAACACAGGAGCGGAGGAUCGAUACGCUGUCAGGCUGUCUGAUCACAGAGGAAGGCUGUGCUUCUCUGGCCUCAGCUCUGAGCUCCAACCCCUCCCAUCUGAGAGAGCUGGACCUGAGCUACAAUCAUCUAGAAGACUCAGGAGUUACGAUGCUCUCUGCAGGACUAGAGGGUCCACACUGGAGACUGGACAAUCUCAGGGUGGAGCCUGGUGGAGUCCGAUGGUUGAGACCAGGUCUGAGAAAGUAUUCCUGUGAUUUCACACUCGACAUAAACACAGUACACAGAAAUCUCAAACUGUCUGACAACAACAAGAAGGCGAUAUGUGUGGAGGAGGAUCAGCCAUAUCCUGAUCAUCCAGACAGGUUUGAAGACUGGCCUCAGCUGCUGUGUAGAGAUGGUCUGACUGGUCGCUGUUACUGGGAGAUCGAGUGGAGAGGAGAGGUUAAUAUAUCAGUGACUUAUAGAGGAAUAAAAAGAAGAGGAGGCAGCAAAGACUGUGUGUUUGGAUGGAAUGAUCAGUCCUGGAGUCUGACCUGCUCUAACUUCACUAAACUUUCUGAAACGGGGCACUGGAGUCUGAUCUGCUCUGAUGAUGGUGAUUACUCUGUCAGUCACAAUAAGAGAGGAACGUUCUCCUCCUCCUCCAACAGAGUAGCAGUGUAUGUGGACUGUCCUGCUGGCACUCUGUCCUUCUACAGAGUCUCCUCUGACACACUGAUCCACCUCCACACCUUCAACACCACAUUCACUGAACCUCUUUAUCCUGGCUUUGGGUUCUGGUCCUGGUCUGGUUCUGGUUGCUCAGUGUCUCUGUGUUCUGUGUAGGAGGGAGAGUCUCCUCCUGGUAGAGAACAGAUCAGUUGAGUCUGUACAGGAUCAUAGAAAUCUUUCAGCUUCUUGUAAUAAAUCCAUCAAUGAACUUUGUACAAAGUGAUUGAACAGAUUCCUCAUUUCCAUGUAAACUUCUUCCACUUCCAGUCCUUUAAAGAUGGAAGCUCUGAUCAUUAAAUGGUGGAAAUGCCGUUGACUUGGACCUUCUGUCAUGUGUUGCUUUGAAUUCUGGCUCUUGUUCCAAUAAAAGCAGAAUGUUACUGUGA